This is a messenger RNA of Ostreobium quekettii, 438 nucleotides long. The record is from the annotation of a GenBank genome assembly. NCBI's taxonomy places the organism in Eukaryota, Viridiplantae, Chlorophyta, Ulvophyceae, Bryopsidales, Ostreobiaceae.
AUGAGGACGUGCAGACGCGACGACACUCAGUGCCUGAAGGGAUCCAACGUGUGGGAAUCUUUGGAGGUGUGCUGCGCCAGGGGAGUCGCCUUUCCCAACGGUUGCCAGGAGGUGGAGCUCUCCAAGGAGGAAUGCUGGGUGGCUCAAAUGGACUUCCCUUCGAAGCGCUGCGGCCCGUCUAGGUCGCAGUGUGACCGCGGCUGGAAAGUAUACGAGACAGAGGAGGAGUGCUGCGAGGAGGACGCUGCCUUCCCCGAGGGCUGCACGGAGCUGCCACCCGUGCCCUGCUGGAUCGUGGACGUCUAUGAUCCCGUGAGGCUGUGCAGGAAGGUCACGGACGUCGCCACAUGCUACAGGGGUUGGGGCGUAUUCGAGUCGGAGGAGAUAUGUUGCGCCAAGGGGGCGGGCUUCCCUGAAGGCUGCACGAAGGACGCCUGA